AUGAUGGCCGGGUCCCCCUCAGUGACCGGCGGCUUCACGGCUACCGGGCCGCCGGUCAGAAAAAGUGAGGAAAUCAUGGAUUUGAUCGAUUUGUUUGCUAAGAUGCAGUACAGAGCAAAGGAGGUGACUUCACGGGUAAGUUUCUCUGUUGUCUUCGAUGUGUUUUGGCUGUUUAAAUAUUGCACAUUCAUACCGGGACAUAUGACACCGUGCAUAUGGAUUUAAAUAGAAGAAGUAAUUAUUACCAUUAAAUUAUUACUGUUUGCACAUGAUACUAAACUUGUGAACAGUAGUGUUAGUUAUCAUAUAUUUCACUAAAACCCUAAAGCUGUCUAAAUUUACCUUUGUCUUCACAUCUGUUUAAUAAUUUUUUAUUCAGUUUUUACUUGUUUCUGUCAAGAGUCCCUCUUUCUCCUUCAUAAGCUGCUAUAAAAAUACAAAUUUCGAGGUGUGUAGAAAGCUCUCCCUCUAUAGUUUAACUUUUGUGAAUGAAGAGCCAAAUCCACCUGUAAACUCAAAGAAACCAAACACACCUUAUGCCUCACGUAAACAACAACAACACUCUGGCUAGGAAUACAUGACCCCCUUAUCAACUUCGAGGAACCAUAGCACGCUGUAGCCUAUAUCUGAUCCACCAAGCUGCUCUCACUUUUCACAUACUCAAUGCAUGAUCACAGCUCUCUAUCAUAGACCAGAGACUGUUUGGAUCUGUGUUGUGUUUCUUGUGUUACUCCUUUUUUUGGGGGGCCUUUACAUUCACUUCAAAUUAUAUCAUUUAAAAGCCUCUGUUGUUAAUUAUCUUUUAUCUUUUUACUGUAUACAUUUAGUACUUUCUGUAUGAUUCAUGUAAUAUUGAGGGAAAAAUGAUAGAGUAAAUUUUUGAAUGACAAUAUGUAAGUCAAAAUCAGAUGGAUGAGUUGCUUUUUGUCAGACAGGUGUCUGCUCGUGGUCCAGAUUACCACACAUAGAGCCUGUAUAUGUUGGAACAUAUCAUAUUCCUCAUGGGUACUGGACUUCUGCUUUUACUGCUAGAAAUGGGAGCCCUCUGCUAGUUUGCAAUCAUCUGUCACAAAAUGUAAAAUUUUGAAUGUUUUUUUUAAUCAAAUUCUUGAUUGAGGACAGAAGAGAUAAAGGCCAAAAUUGAUCUUGAACGUUACUUGUUUUAGUUAUGAAUGAACCUUACAUAUGUGUGAUUGAUCUGUGUCAAAUAUAACUCAGUUUCUGCUCUGUGGAUAAAUCUUUACUUUUGCUAACUGUCAUUUUCCAGCUUAAAUUUUCGUAUCUUUUUCUCUUUUGUCAUUGUUUUUGUCUCUUCUCAGGUGGAGGUGAUAGAGAAGCGUUGUUUGGAUUUAUUUGCGAGAGACUACAAGUAUAGCAUCAUCCACAACGCCAAUGGAGAAGUGUGCGGCCAUUAUCCCCGGCAGAUAGUUUUCCUGGAGUAUGAAUGCACAGAUGUCGAAAGAGACAGGUACUUCACUACUACUAAUACUAAGAUAGUCCAUUGCUGUCUGAUACAAAGUCCACUUCACUCAGUUACCCAUUUCUCUCUUGUUUGUUUGUGUCAGUCAUGUAACCUUGCACACCACCUUACUGUGGUGCAGGGAGCAAAGAUCAGCCUCCAUCUCCAGCCCCUGUGAUGGAGGCAGCAGACGGGGUGAAGUGACUCUGCUAUCACAUGAUGCCACAUUGUCGCAGGAAAUAGAGCAUUUUCAGUGAUUCAAUAAAUCCCUUUUUAUGACAGCUAAGUAAUCUAGUCAACCCUUUUUCCACUGUUGUGCUCAUAGUGAAAUAUUCUCUUCAUGAAAACUUUUAUCAUGUUAGAAUAAGCCCCAUUUUUAAAAACGCCCUUGUUCUCAGGAAAAAAAGUUUUAUUACAGCAAAUAUUAUUUUUACACAUUAAGUAAAUAAACUUAAAAAAAUAUAAAAACCUUUUAAACUCAGCGUACAACAAAUGUAGAUAAAAACUAAAUAAUACAGUGAACUAGUUUACAGUCAUGUGUGUUUUUGCAGGUAUACAAGACCCAAAAUAAACAAACCGCCCCCUCAGGAACAAUGAAGAUGCCUUAAAAUGUAAACAUUAGAUGAUGUAAAUGUAGAUGAUACGAUUGAUUGCUGCUACGCUAGUUGUGGCUAAACUGCUAAUGCUACUCGUGCCAUCAGCAGAGGAAGGCUAGGCAGACACCUUACACAUCAGCUUAAUUGUUCGACGCCACUUUGGAGAUACUCGAACCACCGCAACAAAACCAACGUUGAAUAACUUUGCAUCUCCACUAUGGCAUCUUUGGAGAAUGACUCAAAGUCAUGGCUGACAUCUAUUUUCCUGCCCUCAGCUCCGCAUUUACCUCCAGGUUCAGUCAUUCUGUUUACUUCUCCGGCCACCUACAGAAAUGAGCAGGAAAAGCUCGACUCUGAUUGGCUGUUGUCACGCACAUUUCUGCUAUGUUUGAUCUGUAAAUAUGCUCACAACUGAUCACCGUGAUCAAAAUGAAAUUUAUCACGAUCAUAUAACCGCCCAGUCCUGACUUAAACCAAUGAAUACACACCUUCUGUGAUUUCUGAGAACACCAAGUUCUUCUUGUGGUCGAAUUUACCCGCUACUCUUAUUGUGACAGUCCAUUUGUCUUAAAAACAUGAUCAACUAAAAAACUGGCUCCUAUGGGCAGGUGCUGUCUGUGGUUGAAAAAGUUCAGUCUGAAAAAUGUCCCAUCGAAUUUGUCUAUCUUGUCAGAGGAAUUAAAGAUGGAGGUUGUGACACUCUUGUUUCAUGUGCAGAUUUUUUGAUGUUCAGUGCUACAUAAAGUUGAGAUUAUCUCGUCCACUGACUGACAGAUAACACAUGGUGGUCUGUUCUUGAAGGUUUGAGAGCACAGUGCAGAUCAGUAAGCUGCAGGACCUGGUGAACCGGAGUAAGCUGGCUCGCUGCAGAGGGAGGUUCGUCUGUCCUGUCAUCCUCUACAAUGGAAAGGUACAGCUGCUCAGCUAAUCGACCUGCAGUCUCUUAAACAAAGCAAUCUAAGCUCUUCAUUUUUUUGUGACAUAAUUUCCAAAAUUGUUCGUGUUUGGGUGUGAAUUGAGUGGAUCUUAUUAUGUUGGAGACUCUGAUACUUUUGUCAGCCUCUCUGUAAUGUUCCUCAAAAAUCAGCUGAUGUCCUUGUCUUCUUUACACAAAGCGAUUUUCUUCCCCCCAUUUCACUUCAUUUAUUUCAACAUCCACCUUUGACAUGACUGCAGUCAGGCUUCCAGUUUUGCUUCCUAUUAUAGGAAAUCAAUUCCUCCGUACAUUAACUGAUUACUUUUACCGAUAUGUGUUAGUUCGAAAUGCACAUUUCUAGAUAUCAGUAAAUAAAAACUUUACCGCUGCAGUAAUGAUAUUAUUAAGUUUUGACAUGGUCUUAAUGCCUCUGAAGAAAGCCUGGUCUGUGUUUAAUAUGAAAAAAAAAAACACAACAAAACAAACUUUGAGUAGAGCUCAAACAAAUUGGUUUUGAAACUAUAUCUGUCCUUCUCAGAAUAAAACUGGAGGAUGUUUUGAAGGUUACACUUCCUCUUUAUUGCUGCAUUGAUGUCAGAUAGAAAUCUUUAUUACAGUGUGAUGGUAAUGGCCAUAAUUAAACACAGCCUGGUCCUGGAUUGUCACUUCUCUAUUGCAGCAUAUUUGCCGGUCGUCCACUCUGGCUGGAUGGGGGGAACUGUACGGACGCACGGGCUACAACUACAUCUUCUCAGGUAAGAAGAAACCUCACAUACAUAAACCAGGAUAUGUGCGGGAGUUAAAUUAGAUUCAAAAGGGGAAGUUGUGGUAUCUCAUUUUCCACAGCAGAUUUCAGUUCCGCCCGCUCCUGCUGCAGUCGUCAGACAGCUGUCGACACGUCGUAUGAGAACAUAAUGUUUCUUUGCAUGACUGGGGGAAUUUCUUUCUUUAGAAAAACCAAGAACAGCAAACACCAGCUGUACACUGAUAGUAAAGGUACAUUAAACAUGUACAUUUGAAUAGAUCUUAAGUUUCAGGCAAGCAGAAAUGUCAAACACUGUAACAUGACUGUAAGAGAUUAGAGCAGUGCAGUGCAAGUGGCAUACAAAGUAAAAUUAGCUGCAACAUCAGCAUGACUUUUCAGGUCAUUCUGCUGUAAAAUUGAUCUAGUCUGAUUUAUAAAUUUUUAACUAAGGAUUGAUUGAUCGUUUUUUCCACUGUUAGCCGAUAAAAUAAGUUUGUUUUCAAACACGCUUGUUCGGCUCAUAAACAGCCACCUUUCGCUGCCGGAGUUCACCACUCUUGGCUGUGUAACAAUGUUCCGCUUACAGUCCCCACUGAUUGGCUACUCAGACAGCCAAUCAGCACUCAAGCUUCUAGGUGCAGCUUCACAGCAAGGGAGAGAGAGAGAGAGAGGAGAGUGGUCCAUGAAUCAGUGGUUUGGUGGAUGAAGGUAAAGCUACAGAAAAUGCCAAAGUUGGAGAAAAGAAAACCCUCUACGCUGACGUUUUAAAAACACCACAACCUUCUUAUGAUCAGUUUCAAUGACAUACACAACCAGAGGGGAAAUUUGGAUCCACCCACUUUGCCCAGUCACAUUUAUAUAAAUAUACAUAUAUAGACUGUAUUUUGUGAAUAGCCGAGUGCCUCUACAAUUAGCACCACAGCCAGAAAAAGUUAGCUCCAUCUUCAGACUGUCGUUCUCUACAAGUGGUCGGACAAAUCGCUUUUUGUAGUUUUUUUCCUUCAUUAACUACAGAGUUUGGCGGCACUUGCAUGAACUGUGAUCUGCUAUGUUGAUUUUUAAUGUGACAUCAGCAACAGUGCUGCUCAGAUGAGCUAAUGGAGGAAGCAAAUCCCAUUCGACCCACUGGAUACAUACAGGUUAAAACAAAUAAACAUGCAAAUUAUUAACAAUAUUGGUUUUAAAUAUUGGUUCGCCUUGAUUUCUAAUAAUCGGUAUCAGUCCUCAACAAAUAUAUUGGUUGAUCCUUCGUUUCAACCCCAAUGGCCACAAAUUUAAACUGCUGCAGCUUAUAAAACACACAAAAAAAAAAAACUGAAUGAAACGUUCUUCCAAAAGCCAGGGCCAAAGUCUGCUACACUCCGUCAGCCUUCUCAUGAAGCUCAAACUCGAAUGUUUAUGACCACUGCAUGCUUUACUUUCAGCAAAGGCAACCACUUUUUAUUAUCUGUGAGUUGAAGCCAAGCUGUAGCUUCACUGCACAUUCUCAUUUAUCGUGAUGUGAAGUUUGAAAUCACAAAAACUCUUCUCUAGCUGUCUGAAAUUGACAGGUAUGAUUCUGACAGGCUCACCUGCUUCUUGCAAGACAUGCCCCAACAAUCCCAGAAGGAAAUGAGGAACAGAACAUCUUUAGCUGUGGGCUUUAAGGACGAAUGAGCUUCAGGUUGGAAUUUAUAGUGACAUGAAGUUACAGGACCCACACCCACAGAGUUAUAGUGAAUAUAGGUGCAGAGUAAGUCACAGUUUAAUGAGGUUGUCAUGACGAGCUCAACCUGACAUCCAUGUAGUAAUUAGCCUGAAUAAAAUAAAGCAAGAAGAAAUCAAAAGAAAGGAGAGAUGGCCGCCUCACCACCACCACCACCACCACCACCACCACUUUAUAAGAGUCUAUAUCAGGUUACUUGAACCAUUAGCCUGGGAGAUUUGUGGGCCCAGUGCACUUACUGGGAUUUUUCUUCAUCCCCAUCAAAAGCACUUAAGAUAAGUGCAUCCAGCAUCAGAACAGCAGAAUGAAGAACAACAAGAAGAACAACAAGAACAACAAGAACAACAGGCUGAGCUGGGUCUGGGUCAUCUUGCAGUAUCUGUAACAUAAUGACAAACCAUAAUAGUCACAUCAUAAGAUACUAUGGGCGCACAUUUUCCUUUGAAUGUUUAUCGAUAUCCACAGCUGUGUUGUAAAUGAUGUCAGUUGUUUCCAUGUACAAAGUUCUGGAGCUCCAGCUCUUCUGUACUGCUCAUUUCUUGUAUUUGUUCUGCUUGUAUUUAAUAACAGAAGAAGACUCAGGGUUGUCCUCAGUAGACCCUCUUUCAGUGCGAUUAUUCACCUCAUAUCUUGUUGUUUUUCUAGGGGGCACUGAUGACACGUGGACCGAGUCCGAGGAGGUUCCAGAGGAUGACAGUGCAGUCAGGUAAUCACAUUACUUUAGCUCGAUAUGGUGUCUAAUUCUUUAGGCUACAUCAGUGCACUAAGGCAGUAAAAAUGGACCACAGCCGGGAAGAAGCCCUGAGUCAUGUAGUUUGGUCUAUUAGAUUUAGGGCUUCACAAUUAAUGGAUUUUAAAUUGUCAUCGGAUUAUUUGAUUAUGUGGAUGUUUAAAAAAAUAAAGAUCGACAAAUCCAUUCUCCUCUCUAUCAUGUCUCGUGCCUCCAGGCCACCGUAGGCUCCCUCUUCUUGCAAGAGCGCCCCAGUUCCCACACCCACCAGUGUAAACAAACAUGGCGUUUGCAAAAGAGGGCAAUAAUUUUGUGGCUAAAAGGGGCAAAAGCGAGUCAGUCGUGUGGAAUUGGUACGGCUUCGCAGAAGAGCAAACCACUCCCCGCUGCAAAGUCUGUCUGAAUGCGGUAUUAACCCGUCCACAAGGAAACGAAUACAGGAGUAAAUGCAAAAGUUUUUUCGUAUCGUAACUGGUCAGAGAGUGCAUUAAUCCAUAAAUGACUAUCAUUUUGUGUGGGUGUCUAUCUGCAUCUCUCGAAACAAUCGUGACACAGUGUAACUCUUUUUUGGCAGCUGCGCGUGUCCGGCCAAAACAACCUUUAUCUCUUCUGCCUUUUGUGCAUUUCCUUGACAGUGUUACUGGCUUGGCAUUUGUACUCCAUCGUUUUCAGUGGUUUUGUUUUUACAGAUGAUCGAAAAACUUUUUAUUAAAGUGAAGUUUGGUGAAGUUGUCACUGAAUAAAAAAAUGGAAAACUGAGUUUUCAGAGAAAAAAAACGAGAUUUUAUCUUUAGCCAAAAUCAUGCAGCCCUAAUCAGAGUUCAGGAUCUUUCUGGUGGGGGGAACAUUUAUCUUCAUCUCAUCUUCCUCCUUUCUUUUUUCCUCACAGGAACGGGGACUCUCAGCUCUUCGACAAGGUUCGGGGCCAUGACAUUAAGCUGCUACGUUACCUCUCGGUGCGCUACAUCUGUGAUCUGAUGGUGGAGAACAAGAAGGUUAAGUUUGGCCUGAAGUAAGGAACAUCUCAAACUAGUUCACCCACACUCUGGCUGGUAUUUAGGUCACUGUUUUGCACUGGACAUAAAAUCCUGAUAAGAUGCAUAUGACUCUCCACUCAGUGCUUUUGUAUUUGACUGCAGUUUUUCUGAUUCUGCUCGUGAUGAAGUUGAGAGGGUGUGUGGGCAGUGUGGGUGUGGUUUUGUCUGAUUUUAACCAGCUUUGAUUGUACUUGAGCUUGGAAAUCAGUGUCACAUUUUUCUAUUAUGGGUGGAGUGGGGUUGGGGGGGUGAUAUUAUCAUAGACAUUAAUGAUGGUUUAGCUGAGACUAGCUCUCCUGUGAGUUCAUACAGUAGAUGGAGUUUUUGUGCAGUCCUGUGCCAGUGUCUCCUCUCUCAGCCUGUAUCAUUUUCAUGAACCUUUGUCAAAGAAGUAAUUUAUCUGAGGAAAUGAUUCUUCAGUAGUUUACAGCACUUGUUCCCUCCUGAGGAAGAAUGUAAUAUGACGGCGGGUUGUCUUUUUUGUGAAGGCAAAUAUCAAACAGGACUGUUUCCUGUGUGAGGGUGGACAGAAGGAAUAUCUGAAACGGGAUAAGAAGUGAUCCUUCUUUUACGUAGAGUGUCUGUCCUUUAGUUUUUGUCAUGCUCGUCCAAUCUCAAUGCUCACGAGGUUUCAACACUGCACAGAGGCGCUGAUGUGUUUAAAAAAGCCCCACCCGUCACUGACAAGUUUUGUUUCAACCACAAAUAUCUCAAACUGGUGGAGGCCCCCCCUGAGCGAGUCUGAAGACAAAAUGAGAACUGCAUGAGUUAUGUAGUGAUCUUGUUUUGAAAAUAUUAGAUGGAACCUGUCCAAUCAUCUGUGCGCAUGUUGGUGUUGUGCAGCUCUUUAAGCAUCUCUCUUUCCGUCUCUGCAGUGUGACGUCCUCUGAGAAGGCAGACAAGGCCCAACGCUAUGCAGACUUCACCUUGCUCUCUGUGCCUUACCCAGGUAAACCUCUCGCAUGAGAUUUCUUUGGAUAAUGCUGAACAGGAGAUAAGUGGACGUGUGUGUGUGUUGAUAGGAUACUGUAUUAGAUUGUUAAGGACAGUAUCCACAAUGUGCAAACUCAGACGUAGUUGUGUGGCACAUUUUGUUGUCACUUGUUGCAGUUCUGACCUCAGACAGAUACCUGUGGUGGCAUUUAAAGCUAUAGUGCGUAACUUCCGUCGCCCCUAGAGGAUUUCCGCGUUAUUACAACGAUACAGCUGGCACCUCAAUAUGACGUAUUGUCACACAGAGUGUUACUCUGUGUGACAAUCAUCAUUUAUAAUCAUCAUUUAUAAACAUCAACUUUCACUUUAUUGUCCCCCUGAGGAACAUUUUCUUUGCAGUCAGGUAAAAAAAACACAAAACAUUAACAGCAUCACACACAGACUGGUUACAAAGACAACAUGAUGUAGAUACAACAGACAUCAGUGUGAUUGUUUAUUUGGUGCAAAGAUGUGUGAGUUUAAAGUAUACCUCUGAGGUUAAAAAAAAAAAACAGUUUUAUUAUAAUCAUUGACCGGCCAUGACCUAAAAAUAUCAACCAAGACAUUGUGUUAAAGACUUCUCCCUUUUUUUUUAGGGUGUGAAUUUUUUAAGGACUACAAAGACAGAGACUACACAGCAGAGGGUCUGGUGUUUAACUGGAAUCAGGUACAGAGGCUCCGAUGACUUUGUUCUGUGUUUGAUGAUGAUGAUGAUGAUGAUGAUGAUGAUGAUGGUGUCCUGGUUGUUCUAGGCUCAUGUGAUCUAACUGUGUCUUCUGCAGGACUAUGUGGACGCUCCUUUGACAAUCCCUUUGUGCUUUACUCAGAACUUGGAUAUUGACUGGACUCGAUACCAGGUUACCAGGCUCUCAUCCUCUCAUACUUCAUUUCUCUCAUGCUCUCUCAGCUGUGGACACUUUACCAGCUGUUCUGCUCUAAAAUAUUUGUGGUGUGUCAGUGCCAUCUGUUGUCCAACUUGCAAAGUGCUUCGGUCAUUAUUUAUGAGUUCUUGCAAGAAAGCUACAACGUCAGGUGUUCAUCUUAAACAUUCAUAGAACUAACAGUUUUAUUAAUAAAUCCAGGGCUAGGAUAUGUAGAAUGAUCCUGGGGUUUGAAUGAUUAAUAUGGUCGAACGAGAAGCUGGAACAACUUCACAAAGACUGUCAACUGUCUAAUAUCGUUUCCUGCUGGAUGGAGCUCAAGAAAUUCUUACUGUUGGGAUUGCUCCCCAUGCAAAUGAAACGCAAGUGUGAAAAGCAUCAUCAUGUCAAUGAGCAUGUCCACUGAUAUCUCAGGUCAGACUUCUUGAUUGAGAAACAUUUUGGUAAAUCUAAGAAAAAAAUCGACACAGCAUAGUAUCCCAAUAUUUUGUCUGGUGAUAUAUCGUAUCGUCUCAUUGACCAAGUAUCGGUUUUUCAAAUUAAUUGUUUGUCCAGUGAGGUUGGCAGAGAUGACAUCAUAGAGCAGGAGGAAGUUAGUACAACAAAUAUAUAUAUAUAUAUAUAAAGUUUGCAAGAUGUGCUACACGAAAAUAAAAUACUGUGUAAGUAAGACAAACAUAAAGGAAAGACAACUGCUAAAUAAGCUAAACAGUUGAAAGAAAAUUUACAAAUUGCAAUAUAUUGUAUUGCAUUACUCACUGUGUUGUUAAAAAUCGCAAUAAUAUCAUAUCGUGGCCCAAGUAUCAUGAUUAUAUCGUAUCGUGGUGCCACUAGUGAAUCCCACCCCUAAAAUCCAAUAUUUGUACAGCUGUAUUGUCCAACCUGCUCUGCCAACAUGGACUGAACUCUGUUUGUGUUUGUCCUGCAGUCUUGGGACCUGGUGGAACAAACCCAGAACUACCUGAAACUGCUGCUCCACAUCAUCAACAGCGAUGGUAAGUGGUUGUUUGUUACGAAGGCGGUGAAGAGUAUCAAGUCACCUUUAGUUGAGAGUUUAUGUUGGCCGAGGAUUUUACGUUUGGUUUAACUACAGCAUAUUUUUAGUUCCAUAUCCUAUUCCUCUAUUAGAUACACUUGCAGAUAAUCUAACUUUAAAGCAAUACUUGUUCAGUUAACAGACAUCGAAGUGUGGCCUGAAAAUGCUUCCUUGGUCUAUCAGCAGUAAAAACACAAACACUCAAAUUUGCAAGGAUGUGAAAAACUUUGACUAUUUGUGAGUACUUUUUAAACAACAUAAGAAACAUGAAGAAUAUUUGUUUAUUGAGGACCUUUACAAAUGCAUGUAGUUAGAAGGUAGAGGUCGUUUACAUAAAUAACUCAUUUUAAUGUUGUUGAAAUCACAAGUAAGUGAAGACUGAAGUUUCAGCAGUCAGUGUUAUGAGAUCUUUUUUUGGUUCAUAUUACAGCAGAUUAAUUUGAAAUUGAUACAUACUAGAUGCUAACAUUGUUAACAAGUUCCUCAGUGUGUUACAGCAGGUUUUAGUUAUUGUUUUGUGUUGUUUCAGAUGAGAGUGGCCUCUUGGUACACUGCAUAUCAGGCUGGGACCGAACGCCUCUCUUUGUGUCCCUCCUCAGGCUCUCUCUUUGGGCAGUAAGUUCUUCCCUGUCCUCUCAAGUUACUCAGCAUCCAAUCACCUGACAGCUCAUUUAACUCAUCAUCCUACACCGCAAAUGAACUCUUUUGUUAUAGAUAUGUUUUUUUUCUGAAGCCAGUAUCACAGCCUUUGAUGAUAAUAUGUGUAAAAAGAGCUUCUCAAACAGAAUGAUGCUGUCUGAAAGUGUGUGACCUCGUGAGAAUUCUUGUUUUAUUCAGGUGGCGGUAUCUGAGAUGUUUGACUCGCUGUUAUCAUGUUGUCUUAACAGGACGGAGCCGUACAUGCCAGCCUGGAGCCGGCAGAGAUUCUGUAUCUUACCAUCGCUUAUGACUGGUUCCUCUUUGGGUAAAAAAAAAAAAUCAUUUACAUCAUCCCUAUCAUUUUUUCAUAACCGCCCUGUAAGCUUGAACUUACACAGCGUAAAGAAAUGCGCUGACACAAGAGGUACAUUUGCACCGUCUAGCCUCCAUCUGAUUUAAUAUGCAGCGUUUUUGUCGGUCAUGCAUUAUUGAAAAGUGGUUAAUGAAGCACCGAGGGCAGAGAGGAAGGGGAGGUCAGGACAAAAGGAGGAGGGUACUCUGCCCCCGGCUUUGCUCUUGACCGUGUCUUUGAUCUUCCCACUCGUCCCUCUUGGGGUUUUUCUUUCUUCGUUACCGGAGCGAUGUCUUCAAUUGAAACUGAUCAGAGAAAGUCUGAUAAAAGUCUCCUUUACGUAUAACAUCAACAGGCGUACUGAAAAGAGAGGGAGCUGAAUGAAACACAGACACAAGGGUACUGCUGCUGCUGUAGAUACUACACUUCACCUUAACAUUUCUGGAAUGAUCUGCACUCUGUCAUGACCAUGAACAAUGUCAGCAGCAUAAAAACCAACAAAAGUUACUGUUACAAAAUCACUGUUUAUGUAAACAGAGUUUUACACUGUGUAAAGUGUCUACACACCGUCUUUGAAGCAGAGGAAAGGGAGGUUGAGCAGGUGCAGACACGUUUCUACUCCUGAAACGUCAUUCUUAUCAGGGUAGAUAUUACAGGAACUUUUAGCUCACAGUGGGAGUAAAACUGUCCAAUAUCCUUCCUGACUGUGUCACCAUGACCUGACUUAAUGAUGUUGUCCAGUCAGGCCAGAGAAAUGAAUACAAUAAGCAUACUAUAGUCAUAUUUUCUUUAAUAUAUUUGCUGACAGACACCUUAUAACGUGCUGUUCAAAAUGUAGAAGUGUUGCAAAGAAACAAAUGAAGGACUGAGAGAAACAUCUGCUUUUAUUUGUCAAAUUUCUUCAUUAAGUGGACUGUUAACAUUGAAGAGUACUGUUGGAUCAGGCUGAGGGUUUUUUAGUUGUGACAAGAAUGUAACGCAGUGUGUUUCUUCAUCUUCUGCAGUCAUAUGCUGCCAGAUCGACUCUCCAAAGGGGAGGAGGUGAGUAUCUGUGAGUGUUUUCUGUGAGUAUGAGCUCUCUUCGGGGGUGUGAUUCUUCCGGAGUGACCCAGAGUUUAGGAUUUUCUGACCUGAAGCAGUGACUCAUAAAUUAUGAAUAUGCAGGUGGUUUAUGUGGUUGAAAAGCUGUUCAGUUAAAUGGAGAGAAGUUUGGCAUAUCUGCAGGCCAAAAGUAAGAAUACUUUUUAUUUAUGUGUCCAACCUGCUGCUUUGAACUGACAGCAGUGACUGUAUCAGCUGUUUGUUUCAGCCACCAGCAGACAACACAGUGACACUGUGAUGAUGUGAUUUGAUUGUUCCCGUUUCAGCGAGUGCUUUAUAAGCAUGUGACAUCAACAUUAAUGUAACAAGCCUUAAUUUCAUGGACACUCGUAACCUACUAGAUAUCUGUGCAAAAACAUAUGAGUCUAAAAUCUGCUAAAUUAACUUCAGAUUUCAUCUUUAUCUGACCAUCAAAGGAAACUCUCUCCACGACAUAAACAGUGCUGACUGACGGUAUUUGUCAGAAGUUUAUCACAUGGUAUUAAAUAAUCUUAUUUUACUUUGUUGUACUUGUAAAUGAGCAACUUCAGCCUCGUUGCACCGACUAUAAAUUCAGCACUUAGCAGUUUUCAGCUGCUCUCCUGAAAUGUUGGUGAGUUUCAGAUCAUUUGAAUAAUGUAACACAGAGUAAGACCCCCAAUGUCAGUAUGUUCUGAUCUUUUUCAAAGUAUUUGAGGUCAACAUACAAGUUGGAGUGAUCGGCUUGAUGUUAAAAUGAAGGCAGAAGAAGUGAAUUUGUUCUCAGUCGAUACGAUGACACCACUUAAUAAUGAAGGCGAAAAACUCUGAGGUCUAUUUGUUCCAAACUCAACACAAAUGUUCCUCUCUGUGCAAAUAAAAAAACACUUUUAAAUGUCUUUUGUCUAAUUAGUGGAGCAGCAGAUAAGAAUUCACACAAUGCUUUGACAAUAUGGUAAAGAGAUUAGUCUUUGCUUCAGUUUGUUUCAUGGUGGUCUGUUUUUUAUUUGUCCGCACUGUUAGAGACAUUUUCAGUUGUAGCUGAAGGGCUUUCAUGUUCUGGCUGAUACUUUGCUCUGGGGACCACCCACCCUCUUGUUGUUUGCACCUGAAGAAAACUGAUGUGGGUUGCUGCCAUGACUGUGAACUAAUGUUUAACGGUGAUGUUGUUGGGAAAUGAGCUUGAAAUUCUUUGAUAUUGAAGACAAAAUUCCCUCACACAAUCUCUCUUCUUUUUCUCCCUCAGAUUUUCUUUUUUUGCUUCAAUUUUUUGAAGCACAUUGUCUCAGAGAAGUUCUCUGCUGUUAAAAAACAGAGGUGUGUAACUGCUUUCUUUCGAUUUGAUGAUGUUCCCUCUGUUUUCUUUCACUUUCUCACUUUUUCCUCUGUCUCCCACCCUUGGUCUUGUCUUCCUUCCCUAAAUGUGAAGCCUUUUUUUUCAACUAAAAAGAAUAAGCAUUUCUCUGUCGCUCCAGCUGCAUAUUAACACUCUUCAGUGGAUAAAUAACCCUGUGAUUCACCAGCUUCUGUAGGCUUUCUCUGCUUUUGAUUCGGGAUGUUAUUUUCUUCUCUUUUCAGAAGGAAGAACUCCCACUUCAAAGACAGUGAUUUCACUGUGGAGGACCUCUGUCGGUUAAGUAAGUCAUGUCGUGCCUCACACACCCCUCCCUCUGAACAGACCCACAUACAGGAGACACAGAGCUCAGAGAGAUCGAGCUUUCUAUAGCAAAGAAACAUGUCAGGCUUUUACUUGAGUUUCAUCACUUACAUCCUUUUAAAUGCUGUUACUGUCAGUAAUGUACAAAAAGGCAAACAUGGUCUGUGAGUGAAAAAAAAACUGAAUUUCUCAUUGGAUAUGAUAAUGGAUAUGAUGAGUUGUAGAAGGACUCAAGUUAACUUUAAAAUUUUUGAGCAUCCCGCUCUUUCUGACUGUAAACAAAGCCAUUCUCCACCUCCCCGACCUCCAGUGUUUUGUAGUCGUUAAAAAUGUCAUUGAAUCUCAGUCCUCCCGUUAAAUCCGCCUUAGUUUUUCUGUGAUGAACUCAUAGCAGAAUUUGGAGACUUGUCACUUGCCUGUGGUAUGAUGCAAUGAGGAAUAACCCAGAAAGUGUGUGAUGUAGAGACAUAGCAGAGGGACUCGGGCUGAUAACACAGCCCUUUUAUCUUAUUAGAAUAUUGCAAAGCCUGAAACCCAACCAUGGUACAUCACAAACCUUUAUACAUGCAGGCUUCUCAUUCUCAGUGGAGUCUUCUGAGAUAGUCCCAUCAGCGUGCUGUUUUAUGUCAAAGUUGAUCAAUGCUUUUUCAUUAUUCAAAAAGAUGGAGGUAUCUGCUUUCUUGAAACUGUGAACGUAGAUGUUAUUAUUGAAACUUAAAUUGUAAAUUUUCAGAUUUUUACAAACAGAAUCGAAGAAGACAAGAACAAACAAAAAACAACAACAACAAAAAAAACAAAGAACAAUUUCCAUAGCAGAUGGUGUUGAAGGAGACUUGGGAGCAACACGUAGGCAUGACCUGAAGCAAACACUUUAAAUUACUUGACUUUAAAAGGGACUGUUAUUGUUAAAAUGGACAUUAGGAGUGGACUUUGAACUAGCCGUUGAUAAAAAUGAUAACUGAGAUGACAGUUUAUAAGUGAAAUGAUGUAAUUGUUUUACCUUCUGUCAUUUAGUUAGACUGUUUCUUUGAUCUCUCAGUGGAGCUGCCCCCCGCUGGUGUUUAGAGGAAUGCAGGUUCAGGUCCCUUAUGGCUCUGCUUCACUCUGAAGAUACAUCCCUGUCACAUGCUGUAGUCUAUGAGUGCAAAGUACAAAUGUUUGAAGCAAGUUGAAGUUAAGAUUCUCUGUUCCAGCUUGGGUUUAAACUCACAAACAAAAUCCUAAAGACCCCCAUAUUCUGGUUUCCCUCAUGUGCUUUCUCUGCUGUAAUCCCUCAGAACGUGUACCGGGGUGAAGGUGGACUUUAAGGAUUCCAGUUAACAGACCUGCUGUGUGUUUGGUUUCAGAGCUGAGGGAUCGUGGGAGUGUGACGAGUCUGAGCAGUGAGUUUUCCCUCAUCACUGAGGAGGCAGGUGGAGCCUCCAGCCUCACCAACGACACUGUGGACCUGUUUGCCAACCAACCCCAGGCCUCCAGCUGGUCAGUCACAUAUCAACAUAUUAUAUUACAUAUUAACAGGCAUUAAAAUCUGGCUUUUAACUGUUUUUUUUUGUUAAAUAUCUUUUAUAUUGUCUGCUUUUUCAUUUAUAAAGACACGGGUAGAACACAAUUGAAUAUUAACAAAAAUGGAAUGAUCAUACAGCCCUUUAUGCUUGAAGUGCUCCCACACUUUUGAGGACUUGUGUCGAGCUGUUUUCACAGCCUCCGCCAUUGAAGAAUAAACUUUAUUUCUGUAAAUACUGCCUCUCCCUCGAUCUGCAUUCAACUCGCGCUGCAGGUUGAGAUGUUUAAGUUAAUAGCUGGCUUUGCGUAGUAGCGAGUGAUGUCUAAAUCGUGCGACACAAUGACUCAAUAAUGGAAUUCAUUGCCGACACUUUAAAUAAUCGAUUUUUAUUGAUUUUUAUCAAUUUGUUGUUGCAGCUCUACCAGAGUUGCGACAGUCUUUACCCAGAAUAACUGCAUUUUUGGACAUGACCAUAAAAUAUGUGAUUGAUUGGCUUCAAUGUGUCCACAAUGUCUCCAAUGUUAUGUGUUUUCGAUUGUUGAAUUUGAAGGUGUGGUAUUAUAAAAUAACAUACCAUAUUUCUCCAUUUCUUGGAGCUUGUGGAUGAGUAUUGGUUGUUCCACAUCGACCACCAAUCCUCCAGUUGUGUUUCCACCUGAAGUUCCUUUUCCCAUUUUAUUUUUUAAAUUCAGUGUUAAGGGAUAAUUCCUCUAUGUAUCUGGAAAGCCUGGUAAAGUUUUGAAAUAAUCUUUAAAUUAGCUUUGCAUCGUACUACUUAGAUGCUUUAAAAAAUGUUUAACAUUGUAAUCUGCUUCUUUUAGUCAUAUUAAUCUCUUAUUUGGAGGUAUUUGAAAAAAUCGCUUGCGCUUGACUCUCUUCCAGCAGCUGCUUGUUUGUGGGGGAGCCCUGACAAGUCAAUCACCGAGUGCAGCAGAGUUUCAAGGACGAACAUUUAUGAUUGUUACUUCAUGGAAAUGCGAUCAGACCGAGACGCUAAGGUAGAAGAACUACUGCGUCUGCAGUGCAAAAUGAUAAUUACUUCAUGGAAAUGAUCCACUGCACUCUGUGAUCGACUCAUCAGGGCUCCCCUAUAAACAAGCGGCUGCUGGAGGAGAGUGGGUGAGUUGUGUUUGGUCUCUUUGCUAAAGAAAUCAGGCAAAGCUAAAAAGAUGUUUAAUGGCUAGUACUAUGACUGUGACCCUAUAUGUAAUGUUGAAGAAGUUAGGUGCUGUUCUGAGCAUUAUUUGUGGCUAUAGAGUGGCUUUUUGGUUGAGGUUUGCACGUGGAGAUGUAGACCUCUGUGUAUUGCUAUCGUGUGGUCGUUACUAAAGUUGGUUUAACUAGAGAAGCAAUCAGUCGGCAACAUUCACCUCUCGAGGGGGUGUCUAACUCGGUGUUAUGGUGUGUUUGACCGUAACUUAAUUUUUACUGAAUUUACUAUCCCUUCAAAACAUGUCAGCACUGCAUACACUCCUCCACCUUCUCCAUCUCUUCCACCUUCUCCAUCUCUUUCUCCUCCUUCUCUUCUUCUUCCUUCUUCUCUGUCGAUGUUGAUGUAAUCUGUGUCUCCUCAGGAGGAAAGCCACCACCUCUUCCCCUCAGAUGGUCGUUUGGAAUAAACAGAUCCCACUAGAAGAGCAGCUCUCCCAUCCGCUCAAUGAGGCCAGGUCUUCCAGCUCCUCCUCCUCCAACCAAUCAGAACAAGGAGUCACACGCACUGGCAGCAGCCCGUUGGCUGUCCCUGGGAGACGGUAAGUGAGCUAAUGAGCUUCCUCUUUGCGUGCAAUCUUAUUUUUAAACUCUCACUGAUCAUCAGUCGUGUAAAUGUUGGAUGAACCCCAGAGGCACAGAGCUGAAGUACAGGAGCUUCUUUAUUUGACCCAGCAGAGCUUAUGCAGAGCCAAUGAGAGAUGUGUCCAUGUCUUUCAGGUUAGCGGCAGACUACACGCGGUCAGGGUCCUCCCUCUCCACAGAGUAUGGGAGUUGGCAGAUAGUUUCAGGUUGUGGCAGCAUCCAUGACCACGCUCAUUUCCCUCCACCUCCGGCCUCAGCUUCCUCCACUUCGUCUGCUGUCGCGGCUGCUUAUGACUCCCCACUGCCCUUCAGUUUUCAGGAUGAAGGACCCAGUGGAAGAAUGUAAGUGACCCUGCACACCCCCGUAUCCUUCCAUGUCUUUCUGAGGACUAAACGCCUUCUCACCUCAGCAGUUUACAGACGACUUAGUCUAGGACUGGGCGAUUACAUGAUCGUGAUAAAUUUCAGUUCGAUCACGUUGAUCAGCUGUUUGCAUAUUUACUCGAUCAAACAUGGCAGAAAUGUGCGUGAAAACAGCCAAUCAGAGUCGAGCUUUUCCUGCUCACUUCUGGAAGUUGCCAGAGAAGUCCCAGGAGGAUCCCAUUACAUUUUGGUGGUGAUCCGGACAAAAUUCUGGAUACUGUGAUCCAGAACACACAAAAAUAAGGGUGUCAUUGGAAUUUUCAAUGGUGAAAGAUAACCAAUGGGCGGCACAGUGGUGUAGAUAGGCGGUACAGUGGUGUAGUGGUUAGCACUGUCACCUCACAACCAGAAGGUCCUGGGUUUGAAUCCCGGUCAGGGCAUUUCUUGUUUAAGGGGGACAUGAGCUGCUUGGCGGAGGUCUGCGCUCUCCGAGUGCUUUUCUAGUUUAUUUUGGGUCUCUCUAUACCUGCAAAAACACUCAGCACUGUAAACUAGUUCACUAUAUUAUUCAGUAUUUAUCUACGUGUUGUGCUGCUGAGUUAAUUUUUUUUAAUACAUAUUUUUUUUAGUUUAUCUUAUUUAAUUUGCAUCGUUAUUUACUUUGUAUGUUAACAAAAUGUUGAACUAAUCUCUAGUUUCUUUAGUUUUUAGUUCAGAUGCUUUAAAACUGGCUGUUUAAAAAAAAUACAAAAAAUAUGGUGAUAAUAAUCGAGAUUGGACGAAAUGACAAAAUAUAUCCUGUUUUUUUUUCUUUUUUUUUUUAAUCGCCCAGUCCUUGGUUCGUCUCACUGUCUCGGCAGAAUAUCGGUUUAUUUAGCAGAGACGGUUUCUUGUCGAGCCCCCUCUCUGUCCCCCCCCCUCCCUGCUAAACUGAACAUGAGACAAAGAUGUGAAUCAAGGGAGACAAAUUUUCCACUGGGUUCCACUCCCUCUCACUCAUCCUCCCACUCUCGGCUGCCAAAUUAAGUGUUCCCCGCUAGCAUCGCUCGCAAUCGGAGAAGAAAAUAACACUAACUCGUUUUGGGAAAGAGAGAAAACAGGAUGAAGGAAGAGAAGCAAAGAGGUGGAGGUGGUGAGAGCUGGAGCUCUGUGAUGGUUCAUUUAGGAACACAUUGUCGAGUAGAUUCAGACGGCCUCGGCUCGAGUUGAUUUGGUUCUUUCUCUCUUCUGAUUCUGCACUUUCACACGAGUGUAGUUGACCUCCCUUAACCUUUAUCUUCCUGUCCUCUUAUCUCGCUCCCUGUUGUUUCCUCCCCCCCUCCUUCCUCCCUCCUCUCCAGGUGUCCCUUCCCUUCUGAGCGUCAGGCCCGUCUGGAGGCGGUGCGGGAAGUCUUCCUGGCAGCCUACAGCUCGACUGUGGGUCUCAAGUCCUCAGCACCGAGCCCCUCCGGCGCCAUCACCGGCCUACUGGAGCAGUUUGCCCGCGGGGUCGGCCUUCGCGGAACCAACGCCAUCGUCUGA
This is a messenger RNA of Xyrichtys novacula (pearly razorfish), 18966 nucleotides long. Lineage: Eukaryota; Metazoa; Chordata; Actinopteri; Labriformes; Labridae. The record is from the annotation of a GenBank genome assembly.